AAUUAUGGUAAAUUGAUGGUCAAUAUAUAGUUAUAAGCACAUCAAGCAUGCAUGUAUGUAUGCACAUAUACGUACGCACAUGUAUAUGUAUAUGUAUGUAUGUAAAAUCAUAUUUUCAUUGAAAAAGUAAUAAGUAAAAAAAUAAAAGCCAUUAUUUGUCGGGAAGUCGGCAUCCAGAAAAACACUCUCGUACAGAGAGAGACGCAUCUGAUGCUCGAUGCCGCGAGGACGGCCUUCUUACCUCGAGUUCUCAAACGCUGCCUCCAUGCCGACGCCCAACUACCCCUCGAGUUCUCCCUCGUCGCUGCCCUCAAGUCCUCCGCCACCUCCCUCCGCCUGGGUGAGCCCCUCCACGCCUUCGCCCUCAAGUCCGGCCUUGCCCGCUCCAACCUCUUCGUCCGCAACGCCCUCCUCAACCUCUAUGCCAAGUGCGGCCGACUCGACGCCGCCGCCCGCCUAUUCUUCUUCCCCUCCGCCGCCGCUCCCCAGCUGCGGGAUGCCGCCUCCUGGAACAUCAUGAUAGCUGCGCAUGCCAAGGCCGGCCGCCUCGCGGACGCGCGCAACCUGUUCGACGCGGUGCCCCACCGGGACCGUGUCACCUUCACCACCAUGAUCAUGGCCCUCGCCCAGGCCGGCAGCCCCGCCGAGGCCCUCGCCGUCUUCCGCGACAUGGCCGCCGCCGGCGUCACACCGAAUGAGGUCACGCUUGCCAGCGUCCUCUCCGCCUGCUCCCGCUUGAGAUCGGCUCGAGGCGUCUCUAUGUCCCACGCCGUGGCCGCAAAAUGUGGGCUCGAUGUGUAUGUCCUCGUCGCGACCAAUCUGGUCCAUGCCUAUGCCGUGUGCUCGCAGUUGAGCGGUUCUCGAGCCGUUUUCGAUUGGAUGCCGGAGAAGAAUACAAUUACCUGGAAUGCAAUGCUCAAUGGUUAUGCGAAGGCCGGUCUCAUUGAUCAAGCUGUAGACUUGUUUGAGAGGAUUCCAGCAAGAGAUUUGGUUUCCUGGAGUACGAUGAUCGAUGGGUACUUAAAGGUUGAUAGGUUGGGGGAAGCUUUGAUCACGUACCGUGGAAUGCUACAAAAUUCUGAUGCAAGGCCAAAUGAAGUACUGAUGGUCGAUUUGCUCUCAGCCUGCGGGCGCUGCUUUGCAGUUCGAGAAGGUCAGCAAUUGCAUGCUGCAGUUAUAAACACUGGAUUGGAUUCCUAUGAUUUCAUGCAGGCAACACUGAUCCAUUUUUAUGGUGCAUGCAAGUUCAUUGAUCUUGCUUGCCUGCAGUUCGAGUUGGGACAUAAGUCGCAUGUUUCAUGCUGGAAUGCACUGAUGGUGGGGCUAGUGCGGAACAACAUGGUGGAUGCGGCGAGGGAGCUGUUCGAUAACAUGCCUGAAAGGGAUGUUGUCUCAUGGAGUACCUUGAUUGCUGGCUAUGUCCAGAAUGGGCAGUCUGAUCUUGCUUUGGAGCUCUUCCGAGAGAUGCUAUCAAUGGGGUUUGAGCCCAAUGAGAUCACAUUGGUGAGCGUUCUCUCUGCCGUUGCAAGUUCCGGCACCCUGGAACAAGGGAAGUGGAUCCAUGACUAUAUACUUAACAGAUCCAUCCCUCUAACUGAUAAUUUAAGUGCUGGGCUUAUUGAUAUGUAUGCAAAGCGUGGGAGCAUUGGAGUUGCGAUGCAAGUGUUUGAUCAUGUAAAGCAGGGGUCGGCUUCAGCGUCGCCUUGGAACACAAUAAUAUGUGGUUUGGCCAUGCAUGGGCAUGCAGAUACGUCCCUGAGCAUAUUCUCUGAUUUGCAAAGAAGAAACAUUGAACCCAAUUCAAUCACCUUUAUAGGAGUAUUGAGCGCAUGUUGCCAUGCAGGCUUGGUGGAUUCAGGGAGAUGCUACUUUGAGUUGAUGAGAAGAAAGUAUAAGAUAGAACCAACCAUAAAGCACUAUGGCUGCAUGAUCGAUCUUCUAGGCCGAGCUGGGUGCCUGGAAGAGGCAGAGCAGAUGAUCGAGGCGAUGCCCAUGAAAGCAGAUGUGGUGAUAUGGGGGAGUAUGCUGGCUGCUGCCAGGACUCAUGGAAAUCUGGAGGCUGGGGAAAAAGCUGCAGCGAGUUUAGCAAGGCUGGAGCCCACUCAUGGGGCAGCCAGAGUACUCCUAUCUAAUAUGUAUGCUGAUGCGGGUAGGUGGAUGGAUGUAUUUCUUGUAAGGAGAGCAAUGCAGAGUGGUAGAAUGCAGAAGAUGCCUGGUUGUAGUGGAGUUCUAUGAAUAAUUGCUGUAAUGGACUUGUGAAUUAGACAUGAUGCAAAGUCUCUAUUUUGUAGACCACAGUGAUCAUAUUGCCUUCACCAGAAAUCUGAACGACAAAAUUCUGCAUUGUUAUUUGAUUGGCUUGAGGUCAUGAUCAAACUGUAGGGAGCAAGCUCUCGGGGUAUUGAUAUGUGGCGAGGGUGAUUCUGCAAACUGUGGGUCAUCCAUGAGCAUGAUGCUAUGGACUGUUAAUUCUCUGCAACUCAACUAUUUAUGCUAUGAUUGAGCAAAGAGGGGAAGGAAAGUAAGAAUAAGAUGAAAAAAUGUGAAGUGUUGGCAGGACCAUAGCCCUGGAUAAUCAUAAAUUCACAUAUCUGAAGUUACAGAUUCGGUGACAUGCCUUAAGCUGGUGAAUGCAUCAUUGAUUCAUACCCAGAGGUGGGUUAUAACAUGGAGCACUCAGAUUUACAGCAAAAGUAUAACCAACAGAUGAACUUCUUCAUUGCAGCUGCUGCUUGAGAUUUGAGCUGAUAUACUUAGCUUGGAUAGAAUCUUUUGUUUUAUCAGCCAAUAAAAGAAGCAUAUUUGAAUUGGCUAUUUUCAAACUGAUAGUGUGUAAGCAACUUGUUGUGCUGUGGCUAUAACCCUAAACUUCUUGCAUAGGGUAGGUGGUUUUGACACCAAGGGGGUGCUUAGUUGGAGGAAAUUGAGGUUUGGAAUCAGAAUGGAAAUGAAAAUUGAAAUUGAAAUGGAUUGGAAU
Messenger RNA from Elaeis guineensis (African oil palm), 2977 nucleotides. RefSeq names its product pentatricopeptide repeat-containing protein At5g19020, mitochondrial. Gene Ontology annotation, biological process: RNA modification. Gene Ontology annotation, molecular function: RNA binding; protein binding. NCBI's taxonomy places the organism in Eukaryota, Viridiplantae, Streptophyta, Magnoliopsida, Arecales, Arecaceae. The record is from RefSeq and is a predicted model, not a curated record.